UAUCUUCAUCCGAGAAAGAGGUAUUGAUCCUUGCCUGCCACUCGGAGAGGAAUACCUCCCGAAGGUGAAGCAUCUUCAGCCUGUUAUUAGAUUAUAAUUGACGUCACAGCAGCAGGUCCUCUAUCAAAAGUGUUCGGCAACAAACUCUAUAAACGCGCAAACAUAGAAUGUAAUGGACCAUUCAUGACCAUUGGUGCAGCAGAUUAGAGGACGUACAAUUCAGUCGUAAGGUCACACAAUAGGAUAGCAACAAUGGCUUUGAAUUAUUACGUGACGGUAAAACGUACGAACUGCACUCUGUGUACCUAUUCUUGAACCAGGAUUUAUUUCAUCUUUUUCAUUGAGUUUCUAAAAUUAAGGAACUGUCAAGAAAAAGUCAUCAACAGCAGUGAUAAUAAAGAACUUCUACCGUAUAUGUGAUGUACUUAAUGUUAUAUUUCAUAGAAGGAUGCAACAGCAAAGACAGUGACUUUCCUACGUUAAGCUCAUAAAAAAGAUGGAAUCAUCAUAACGUUGUCGCAAAGCCGCUCAUAUUGUGAAAUAAUUAUACAUUUGCUUAGACAUAAUCAAAACCAAAUUCUUGCUGUUAUUAUAAGUUUGACAUCCAAUAUCUUAAUGUUCAGCAGUUAUUCGGUUUUAUUAUCAGCAACUUUAGAUUAAUAAGCCCUCAAGACAGAAAUGUAAAUGGUCUCUUUUAAGUAAUGAUAAAACAAUAAAAAGAGGAAAUUACACUAAACUGACAAAAAAGAUGCUACGUUAGUAAGAACACUUUAUACAAAGCCCCUUAACUCGGACUAUUCACUUGAAAUUAAAAAUCACAAUACCCUGUGAGAAAUAUUACGUAGUUCAUCUACGUAAUGGCGUCCAAUUUAAACAUGCACCUGUCCUGUGGCGCUACUAUAAAACACGACCAUUUUUCAGCAACAUUCACGAGUCUCGUAAUAGCAUGGCUUGCCAUCAUAUUUGUGGCGGAUCUAGUUGGCAACAUCUUAGUAAUAAUUGUGAUCCUCAAAAAUCCGAGCAUGCGUGAUGAAACCCACACGACUAAUUUCUUCCUGCUAAAUCUCGCUAUCGCAGACCUUUUGGUUGCUGUGGUUAUCCCGUUUUCGAUUCAUUCCGCUUACAAAGAGUGCUGGGAUAUGUCUAUGUUUCUGUGUAAAAUUAACUCGUUCCUAGUAACACUCUCUCUCCUGUCGUCUAUCCAUACCCUUAUGUACAUCAGCAUCCAUAAGUUUGUCAGCGUGAGACGGGUAGCCAUUAAAAACGAGUUCAACGUCCCAGUGUCACGUAAAACCUCAUGUAUUAUGAUUGUUGCUGCCUGGAUGUACGCUCUAGUUUUCAGCAUCAUGACCGUUAUAUCAGACCCUAUCUACAAGGAAAUGACUCUUCAGUGUGGACCAAGAUACCCCGUCGUUGGAGAUGAAACCUUUUAUCUUCACAUUGCCAAUCAAAUCGGAAACCUGUUUAUCCCUCUCGUCAUAUUAAUGUUUUGCUACACCCGUGUAUUCAUGUACAUCAGACAUCAUGCUAAUGAACAGCGGCGAUUUUCGUCGACUUCAAGUGAUGGGGAUACAUCUCAAAGUGAGAAGGGUGUGACUUUGACAAUGGUGAUCGUCCUUGCCUGCUUUCUGCUGUCUUGGUUACCUUACAUUGUGUAUACUAACUAUGGAACCAUUGUUGAAGGAGAAAAGAAGGACAUUCCGUAUUACUUAAACCCUUUGGCCUAUUGCUUCGGAUUCAUGAACAGCGCCUGUAACCCGCUGAUCUAUGCGUGGAGAUUUCCAAACUUCAGACAAGGAUACAAGGAUAUUUUCAACAAAUCAAAGUACUUUGUUACAUUCGCGGAUGGAGGUCGAAAAGUCAGGCGCCCAGUCAUUCCAAGCAUGGUCGAAAGCGAGGCUGGCCGAAGGACGUCCGCUCCUCUGGCGUCAAUUAGUGAUGUUCGAAUUUCCUCAGUCACGUCUUCCCCUGUCGUCUUUAUGAGCCAGUUGAGUCAGACUCUCGUUAACCCCGCCAAAGGUCAUAUAGUUGCUUUUGAUGAUGUCAUUACAAAUGUCGGUCAUGCUUACAGUUCCGUCACAGGUGUAUUCCGAGCACCUGUAGACGGCAACUAUAUGUUCUCGAUGAUAGGAACAGUAAAGCCUGAACCCGGUGACCACUCGCUUCAUCUUCUGCUGAAGAGAAACGGAAACACCAUCGGCUACAUAUUCUUGGAUUCGAAUCAUGAUUACUUCCUCAAAAGAACUGAGGUCGCUGUGGUUUCCCUUACAUCCGGGGACGAAGUCUUUGUUCAGGUGGACGCUGUUGAUGGAACUCAUUCAUUAGUAGGAUGCUGUUUUCAUACACAUUUUUCUGGUUUUUUAAUCCGAUAAUAAAUUUGUAAAAUUGAUA
Molecule: messenger RNA, 2391 nt
Organism: Magallana angulata
Lineage: Eukaryota; Metazoa; Mollusca; Bivalvia; Ostreida; Ostreidae
Product: galanin receptor type 1-like
Exons: 5
Coding region: 858-2372 (504 amino acids)
Biological process (GO): G protein-coupled receptor signaling pathway
Cellular component (GO): membrane
Molecular function (GO): peptide binding; protein binding; G protein-coupled receptor activity
Source: RefSeq, a predicted model, not a curated record